This is a messenger RNA of Acanthamoeba castellanii str. Neff, 1209 nucleotides long. RefSeq lists its product as uncharacterized. NCBI's taxonomy places the organism in Eukaryota, Discosea, Longamoebia, Acanthamoebidae. The record is from RefSeq and is a predicted model, not a curated record. Bases 1 to 1209 code for a protein of 402 amino acids. The transcript has 7 exons.
AUGCACAGCGACAGCGAUAGUAGCGAUGGAGAGGAAGGGGGGUCGGUUCAGAAGGUAAUCAACUGCGAGGAAUGGUUCGUGAGGCUUACGGGCUACUCGGAAUCAGACUGGAGGCGCAAAUCGGACAAGGGCAUUCGACAGGCCGAGGAUGGAAGCCUCAUCAUUACCAACCUCAAGAAUAAGAAGACGUUUAAGCGAGCAAGAAAGAAGAACCUUCAUCGACUAACGUGUCUCUGGAACGUGACAGCCGCGAUCACGCGAGUCCACGCCGCGUUCUACGACCCCACCAAGCCGCAGGGCGAGUGGACGCAGACCGCAACCCGCCAGGUCAACUUUCUGGCCGACCUCCGAAAGCACUUCCCGACGCACAACGGCUACGUGGUGCUCACGGGCAGGGAACCGUCCUUCCCCAAGGUCGGCUCCGCCAAGUACGAUCGACUCUUCGGCAAGGUGCUGGUUGGCUACCACCACAACGUCCAGGUUACGACUGGGCACCGACACCGUGGCUUCGACGUGGUGGACGACCCGAAGCAGGUGGUCGACCAGGUCUUCUGCGCGGCGUUGAACAUCGGGCAGGGCAUGUCCGGCAUGACCAACAAGCGGGUGUCCCACUCGCAGGAAAAGUGCCAGUUCAUCCUCGACUCCGACUACGAGGCCACCUAUCUCUCGGCUAUCAAGCACAAGCGAAAGCACCUGGUCCUCACCUUGAUCGGCGGCGGCGUUUUCGGGAACAGCAAGCAGGGCAUCUAUGAGGCGAUCUUGAAGGCGCACAAGAAGUGGGCCAACCACCCUGCGUCGCAGCUGGAGAAGGUGUCCAUCGUGCUCUUCUCUGACCGCGACUUCAUGACCUCCUUCCCGAGCAUUCUCAAGCAGCAGAACGUUCCCUUCAGCAAUGGUAUCAAGAUGUGGUUCUUCUGGCGCAACAGCAUCCCGAGGGACAUCCAGAUCGGCCAGCCCAACCCCAGCUCCUGGGGCAAGCCUUACGCCAACUUCCAGUUCGGCAGCAACUGUCCUUCGUCGCACUUCUACAACCACCAGAUCAUCAUCAACCUCACCUUCUGCGGCACGUGGGCCGGCGACUCGUGGGUGUGGAAGAACACCGGCUGUGGCCAGUACGCCAGCUGCCAGAACUUCGUCCAGCACAACCCGCAGGCCUUUGCCGAUGCUUACUGGCAGAUCAAUUCCCUCAAGGUCUACCAGUGGCAGUAG